Daldinia loculata is the source of this 2057-nucleotide messenger RNA. Its product is annotated as kinase-like protein. Bases 176 to 1789 code for a protein of 537 amino acids. Lineage: Eukaryota; Fungi; Ascomycota; Sordariomycetes; Xylariales; Hypoxylaceae. Gene Ontology annotation, molecular function: ATP binding; protein serine/threonine kinase activity. The record is from RefSeq and is a predicted model, not a curated record. The transcript has 7 exons. Gene Ontology annotation, biological process: peptidyl-serine phosphorylation; intracellular signal transduction.
CUCGUUCUCCCUAUUAUUAUUUUUAUCUCCUUGCGCUUAAUAACUGGUUUAUCUUUCUUGGUCUUUUCCAAUCAUUCAUUGUUAAAUCGUUAAAUCGUCAUCUGUUCACCGUCUCCCCGCGGCUGAACACGAGUAGAAUUACGGAAGCCGGGCGUUGAUACCCCCAAGUUUCCCUAUGGGCAACAGUCAAGGCAAGCCCGUUGAUCUCAACGGCGAAGUGAACCUAAACCAUUUCCGAUUAUUACGAGUCGUCGGUCGCGGUGCUUUUGGUAAAGUGCGAAUAGUCGAACGAAAAGAUACCAACCUAGCGUUUGCCCUAAAGUACAUUCGUAAAGAUGAGGUCGUACGAUCUGAAAGCGUCCGAAAUAUUAUACGAGAACGACGCAUGCUCGAGCAUGUGAACCACCCUUUUAUCUGUAACUUGCGCUAUAGUUUCCAAGAUAUCGAGUAUAUGUACCUUGUGGUUGACUUGAUGAGCGGAGGCGACCUGCGUUUUCACAUCUCGAGAAAGGCUUUCACUGAAGAGGCUGUGCGUUUCUGGAUAGCGGAAUUGGGAUGUGCGCUCAGAUACAUACACGGGCAAGGCAUAAUACAUCGAGAUGUGAAGCCAGACAACGUGCUACUAGAUGCCGACGGCCAUGUUCACUUGACUGAUUUUAACGUUGCCUCAGACGUUAUACCCGGAAAGCUUCUCACGAGCAAAUCGGGAACUCUUGCGUACCUCGCCCCCGAAGUAUAUGCAGGUAAAGGCUACGACGUAAGGGCCGAUUGGUGGUCGCUGGGGGUACUGUUUUACGAAUGUAUCUACAACAAGCGGCCAUUUGAGGGCAAUUCGGAAUCUACCUUAACGAAUGUCAUCCUUGCAGCAAGCCCGAAAUUCCCCGUCACUCAACCUCCAGUCUCACUACCAUGUCUGUACGCCAUCGGUUCUGCUCUAAAUCCGAACCCCGACAAGAGGCUUGGUCACACCUGGCAAAGCUUCAUAAGCGAAUCCUUCUUUCAGUGCAUUGACUUUGAGGCUUUAGAAAGAAAAGAAAUGGAGCCUGUAUUUAUCCCAUCGGCAGACAAGACCAACUUCGAUGCUACCUACGACCUCGAAGAAUUGUUAUUAGAGGAAGCGCCACUGGAGGCCAGGGCGCGGAGGCAAAAACCCAGGGAGAGGUUAAAGGAUGACGCCACUGAGAAGGAGAUCCGGGAAGAGGAGCUAUACCGUACCAUCGAGCGGGAAUUUCAGCCGUUCGAUUACACUGUAGCAGCUUAUAAGAAAAUUACGGCACAGCAAGCGGAUGGAACCGGAGAUAAUAGUCCUGCUCUGAGCCCAGCCAAUGAAGAGCCUCGUGCCAUCAGUACCGACGAGGCCAAACCAGCUCCAACCAACAAUAGAGCUCCGCAGCAAUACCAAUCUUCACCUGUACAAAAUAAACCCCCGUCGGAUAAGAGUAUUACGACGAGCGGUAGCCGCAGCGCAGCCAAAAGCGCACCUCGGCCCCCAGCGCCGCUUCCAUCAUAUCACCGCACAUACAGCAAGAGCGUUUCCCAGUCUUCAGGUCUACAAGUCAAAUCCCCCAGCGGCGGCAUAUCGGUCACGUUGGAGGAUACGGGCAGCUGGUCGGAUCUAGCGCGUAGGGAUGCGACGUUACCGGCCGAUGCUAAUGUCACGAGUGAGGAUAAGUCGUCUGGGGGUGGCGGCGUCUUUGGACUCUUUGGCCGAAAGAAGAGGGGACAUAGUCCAAAGCCAAAAGAGAGGGGAGUUUUGGGUAAAGAAGGGGCACGACAGAUAAUUGGUUGAUACCACCUCCGCACUGGAUAUUAUUGGGCGCAUCGGCGUCUUCUGGGUAUUGGGAAUGGGCCACUAGGACUGCUGUGAGCUUAUUACAACGCAAUCUCCUCCGCUCAUCGUAGGGAGAAAUCCUUCACGAUGAUUAACGUGUCGGCUAAGCUAAGUGGCAUUUUCGAGUCAUUUCGAUAUCACUGGCGAACCAGAUCAGACUCGUCGAUUCGGCGGAUUACAAUAUUUCUAGCGGCUCCGAGUUUUGCGGAUACUAUGUGCCGCGAAC